Pseudonaja textilis is the source of this 2058-nucleotide messenger RNA. It is a transcript of the gene NTSR1, whose product is annotated as neurotensin receptor 1. Gene Ontology annotation, biological process: neuropeptide signaling pathway. Gene Ontology annotation, molecular function: G protein-coupled neurotensin receptor activity. Gene Ontology annotation, cellular component: plasma membrane. The record is from RefSeq and is a predicted model, not a curated record. Lineage: Eukaryota; Metazoa; Chordata; Lepidosauria; Squamata; Elapidae.
AUGCAUCUCAACACAACUUCUUCCUUCUACCAGCUGGGAUACCUGAUGAGCGAGUUUCACCUGCCGUCCUCCAAUUCUGUCCUGCCCGCUGCAGCAGAGAACCUGUCCAACAGUUCGGGACUUAGGUCCAUCCCACCCAACGAGGAGGAUCUGGAUGUGAACACAGACAUCUACUCCAAGGUGAUGGUGACCAUCAUCUACUUGGUGCUGUUCCUUCUGGGGACAGUGGGCAACUCCAUCACUGCUUACACCCUGGUGAGGAAGAAGUCCCUGCAGAAUCUCCAAAGCACGGUGCACUAUCACCUGGCCAGCUUGGCAUUCUCUGACCUGCUCAUCUUCCUCCUCUGCAUGCCCAUCGAACUCUACAACUUCAUCUGGGUGCACCACCCCUGGGCUUUCGGCAACGACGUCUGCAAGGGCUACUACUUUCUGAGGGAUGCCUGCACCUACGCUACGUCUCUCAACAUCGCCAGCCUCAGUGUGGAGAGGUACAUGGCCAUCUGUCACCCUUUCAAAGCCAAGAGCAUCAUGUCCAGGAGCCGGACCAAAAAAUUCAUCAGUUGCAUUUGGGUGGCCUCUUUCCUGCUGGCCAUCCCGAUGAUCUUAAUCAUGGGCGAGAUCUACAGGAUACCCCAAGAUCCUGACUCGCUGGUCUGCACCCAGAUUGUAGAUGAUUCCACGCUGAAGAUUGCCAUCCAGGUCAACGUCUUCAUCUCCUUCGUUUUCCCAAUGGCGGUUAUCUCCGUCCUCAACACCAUCAUAGCCAACCAACUUAUCAUCAUGUUCAAGCAAGCGGCCCAAGAACACCAAGUGUGCACAAUUGGAGGACAGCAGACCAUGCUUAGCAUGUCCAUGGAACCUGGCCGUGUUCAAACCUUGAAGCACGGAGUCCGAGUUCUACGUGCUGUUGUGAUUGCCUUUGUAGUGUGCUGGCUUCCGUACCAUGUGCGGCGGCUUAUGUAUUGCUACAUCUCAGAAAAUCAGUGGUCAGACUUCCUUUUCGACUUCUAUCACUAUUUCUACAUGCUGACCAACAUCCUCUUCUACGUUAGCUCAGCCAUCAACCCGGUCCUCUACAACUUGGUCUCCACCAACUUCCGCCAGAUCUUCUUUUCUACUUUCGUUUCCAUAUGCCUGCCAUGGAAAAAAAAGAAGAAGAGAGCCAAGUUCAACAGAAAAUCCAACAGCAUCUCUAGUAACCAUACUUUUUCUAGCCAGGUCACCAGAGAAACCACCUAUUGAGACAUCGGGAUUCUCAAGAAGAAAAGAAAGGAAGGGGGGAAAAAAAGGUUCCAGCAAGACAGGAAACAGAACUUGUGAAAGGGGUCUGUCCUGCUUUCAGACAUGACUUCCAACUUCACCGCCGCAUGAACAUGUUUAGCUGAUUGCUGUCCAUUGGAAUGAAUAUGCGUCCAUGGUUAACAGUGAGGUGAUGUUCCUGCCUUGGCCUCUGGCUUUUUGUGAGUUAUGUCUCCAUGUUUUGUCAUCUUGAUCCAGCAUAGAAGUCGCCUGUUGAGGUUCUCCAGAAAGCUUUCCCAUCUAUGGAGUCGACGUUGGCCAAGCUUGAGUGCCUCUUGCCAACCACCAGGGCAAUCAGGAGAUUCAGACAAUUCAAACAAGUAUAAAUAUUUAUGGCAAAGUUAAACUGUCUACAGGAAUCUGAACAACUGGCUGUCAAGGGAAAUGAGUGGGAGAUAAGAAGGCAUUCGAGGUGGGUUGGGCUUAGAUCUCUUGCAGGCACACAGGGACUUGUGACUUAUGGCACGCUUGACUCCUCCCUCGGUCUCAGCCUGUUCAUCUCCUACAAUUCUCUUACUGUUCUCAUUGGGUUUCUCAGUGUAGCAAGGAGAUUAAGAUCACUUGUCCUAGUUACCUUGACAAUGUAGGGAGGAGGCGAAGCGUGAGCAAGAUUUCAUUUUUGUAAGAAAGAAUAGGGUUGUGGUUUUAGGUAUAGGCAAUCCUUGACUUAUGAGCACAACGGAGCCCAAAUUUUCUGUUGCCGAGAGAGACAUUUGUGCAGUGAAUUUUGCCCCAUUUGAUGACCUAUUUUGUCACCAU